CCAGUUUACAUAAUAUCUGUGGGGAGAGGCCUCUCUGAUCCGCUUGUGUCUUAUCAUUCCUUACUUUCUCUCCCUCUCUCUUGCUUUAACUUUGAUCCUUUUCUAUCAUUACUCAUUUCCCCUCUUACGUGUGGUCUCAGGAGCACUCCACAUUCACUCUCUCUCUCUCUAGCUAGGAAUCCCUAGCCCUUGCAGCUUUUCCUCAUGAGGGUACUUUAAACCCCCUCCAUUGUGUACCAUCAAAACAAAGAAACCUGCACCUCCCAAACUGAAACCCUCUUUCUCUCUCUUUCCUCUUUUCACACCAACAAGAAAGGAUCUCACUCAGAAAAUGCUCCUUCUCCCCUUCCACUUCUGUUCCAACCCCAUCAUCACCACCCUACCCCUAUUCCCAUAGCUUCCGUAUUUCACAAGCUGUUCCUGUUAGAAGAGAAAUGGAGUUCGGAGGGAACAUGUUCUGCCUUAACAACAGAGACCAAAAUGGAAACACUAACAACAACGGUAACACUUUCGCUUGGGAUUCAUGGGAAACCCCCGCCAAUAGUAGUAAUAAUAACAACAACAACAACACCAGUUCCAGACUGGUCAACGCUUUCCACCUUCCAGCCGCCUCGAGGGUCGCGGAGGCGGAUGGAUCCGUCCCCGCGACCCGUCAUGAAGCGGCAGGGCUGGCCAGCGCGCUCAUGUUCCUCCCUCAGAACGGCGGCGGUAUGCGUCACCGCCAGCAGCAGCAGCAUCCGUACGGUGGGGAUGGGUCCCACGUGCACCCGGAUCCACACCUCAUGUGCUUGAAGCUUGGGAAGAGGCAUUACUUUGAGGACACUAGCGGCAGUGGGAGUGGGAGUGUUGCUGCUGCUGCUACUUUGGGUGGAGGGUUGGUGUUGGGGGAUAAGAGAGGGAAAGGUUAUUCCUCCGGUGGUGGUGCAUCGGUGAAGGCGGCGGGGUUAACGGCGGUGACGGUGCCGAGGUGUCAGGUAGAGGGGUGCCACUUGGCGCUGCUAAACGCGAAGGAUUACCACCGGAGGCACAAGGUGUGUGAGAUGCACUCAAAGGCUCCCAAAGUUGUGGUCUUAGGCAUGGAACAGAGGUUCUGCCAGCAGUGUAGCAGGUUUCACGUGGUGUCAGAGUUUGAUAAUUCAAAGAGGAGUUGUAGGAGGAGACUAGCUGGUCACAACGAGAGAAGAAGAAAGAGCUCCCAUGAUUCUGUUGCAAGGAAUUCUUCAAAAGGGAUAAGGGUUAGACGUCUCAGUAUUUUAUUCAUCCCCAAGCAUACCCCGGGUGCACACUCAUCCAUAUAUAUAUAUAUAUAUAUAUAUAUAUAUAUAUUGGGGGCGUAUCACAUCAGUGGAAUGUUUUAUUGUGAGUGUAAGGGAUCAAAGUCUAAUCUAUAAAUCAUCCGCUUGUGGUCUGAAUUAAAAGUUAUACUGAUAAGAUUUUAAGUGAUUAUCGGAUAUCUUGAUAUAACUUCUACCAAUACCUAAAAAUAGUUGUCUCACCUGCAGAAUUUUGUAACAAAAGAGGGAAAAAAACUGCAGAAGUUUUAUUUUAGGUUACUUAUAAUAUUAAUAUGGUAGCUCUUGCAUAUAAAAUUUGUGAUUCAAACACUUGCACCAAUAUUAUGCGUACAUCUAGUAGUAAGAUAGAAAAACAUAAAAUAAAUUGUGGAUUAACGACUAAGUUUUUAGGCUCUAUAUUUAAUUAAUAUUAAGUCGUCAACCAAAUUAGUUUGUUGUCCAAGUUUUAAAUGUUUUUUUUUUUGUCGUGCUGAUUACCAUAAAUCAAAUAAUAAUUUAACAUGGCCUUCAUACUGAUUUGACAUCUAAUAUAAGGUUUAAUUACCCUUAAUUAACUCACUAAUAAUACAUUUUCUCUAACGAUUUUAUCCAGUUGAACUUCACAUGAAGGUCAUUUUAUAUAUAUUCUGAAUUUAUCAGUGCUGCAUCUAAUUGGAAGAUAAUGAUUUCAAAAGUUAAUAAAUUAUUUAAAGGUAAGAGCUGGACUUUGAUUUGAGAGGAUUGCAUUACAACAUAUUGAAUUUGCCUUCAAAGGAAAACUAUAUGUUCUGUAAGGUUACCACUUAUUACAUUUUUGCAUUCUAAUCUCCCUAUGUUUUACCCUUCAUAAUCUCACACUCAAGUGAGGGUGCUGAGAAACAUAAAUAAGGCGUAGAAGGUAUAAAAGUAAUCUUAACAUGCAAGUUAAUUUCUUUGAUGAUAGACAAGGUAUUAAUGGUUGGAGGUUUUCCAUAUAUAC
Glycine soja is the source of this 2253-nucleotide messenger RNA. Its product is annotated as squamosa promoter-binding-like protein 7. Gene Ontology annotation, molecular function: DNA binding. The coding region runs from base 435 to 1391 and encodes 318 amino acids. The transcript is spliced from 3 exons. The record is from RefSeq and is a predicted model, not a curated record. Lineage: Eukaryota; Viridiplantae; Streptophyta; Magnoliopsida; Fabales; Fabaceae. Gene Ontology annotation, cellular component: nucleus.